Molecule: messenger RNA, 423 nt
Organism: Suillus paluster
Lineage: Eukaryota; Fungi; Basidiomycota; Agaricomycetes; Boletales; Suillaceae
Exons: 2
Coding region: 111-362 (83 amino acids)
Source: RefSeq, a predicted model, not a curated record
GAUGCGCAGGAAAAUGAAUUACCCCUCACGUAUAAAACCGAUGGUCAUGCUAAUUUUCGACUCAAUAGCAAAUACACCCUCAGGCCUUAGCCCUCUCCUGAAUUACAACCAUGAAGUUCAUCUCACUCAACACUAUGAUUAUUUCUGUCGCAGCAAUCGCUGUCACAGCUACUGCACUGCAGAUAAUCGGCUUCCACUGCAAAGACCCUAACAAUGUCGAGUGCGGAUGGGCCCCGGAUUUUAACAGCGGCUACCCGAUCUACGUUUAUUGUGGACCGGACGGCACAGUCACUAGCUAUAUAAAUUGUACCUGUUCCUCAUGCUGCCUGCUAAACGAUCCAUAUGUGACAUGCGAUGGGUGAUAAUGAGCCUGGAGCGAACCCGUUACCCCACGAGUCCUAGCGCUCAAUCGGAUGUACUUAU